This is a messenger RNA of Lobosporangium transversale, 411 nucleotides long. RefSeq names its product putative actin-binding protein cofilin. The record is from RefSeq and is a predicted model, not a curated record. Lineage: Eukaryota; Fungi; Mortierellomycota; Mortierellomycetes; Mortierellales; Mortierellaceae. The coding region runs from base 1 to 411 and encodes 136 amino acids. The transcript is spliced from 3 exons. Gene Ontology annotation, molecular function: actin filament binding. Gene Ontology annotation, cellular component: cytoplasm; actin cytoskeleton; actin cortical patch. Gene Ontology annotation, biological process: cell motility; actin filament depolymerization; actin filament severing.
AUGUCCUCUUCCAGUGGAGUUAGACCCAAUGCCGAGUGUCUCAGUGCUUUUCAGGAGUUGAAGAUCGGCAAGAAGUACAAGUACAUUAUCUACAAGCUUACAGGCGACGAGAUUACUGUUGCUGAUAAGGCUGAAACCGCCACAUACGACCAGUUCCUGGAACAACUUCCCCAAAACGACUGCCUUUGGGCCGUUUAUGAUUUUGACUACAAGACCAGUGAGGGCGGCGAUCGUAGCAAGAUUAUCUUCUUUAGCUGGUCUCCUGAUAAUGCCUCGGUCAAGCCCAAGAUGUUGUACGCUUCCAGCAAGGACGCCCUCCGCAGAUCCUUAAAUGGUAUUGCAACCGAGAUUCAGGGUACUGAUUAUAGCGAGGUUGCCUAUGAAACUGUUCUUGAGAAGGUUACUCGUUAA